Molecule: messenger RNA, 1591 nt
Organism: Pimephales promelas (fathead minnow)
Lineage: Eukaryota; Metazoa; Chordata; Actinopteri; Cypriniformes; Leuciscidae
Gene: c5ar1
Product: complement C5a receptor 1
Biological process (GO): inflammatory response; positive regulation of cytosolic calcium ion concentration; phospholipase C-activating G protein-coupled receptor signaling pathway
Cellular component (GO): plasma membrane
Molecular function (GO): G protein-coupled receptor activity; complement component C5a receptor activity
Source: RefSeq, a predicted model, not a curated record
GGAAAAGGCUUGGUUCACAACAGCUUGCAAUCAUUUCCUGGCUAUAAGGGACAAGACAAGACAAACUGAAUCACAUUUGCUGUUGCAGAUCUGCACAACUUCACAGCUGAAAUGGAUGAUCUUUAUUUUGAGUUUUCUGACUUUUAUGAUGAUAACGGAAGUUACCUUUGCAAUGACACUGAAAACUGCACCGAUACUGCGUUCCCCUCGGAGAUGUCCCUGUCCGAGAUCGGUUCCAGGCACUGGUUCGCUCUGGUCUGCUACAGCGUUGUGUUCCUGUUGGGCGUCCCUGGGAACGGUCUGGUGGUGUGGGUGACCGCGUUCAGAAUGCCGAACUCUGUGAACGCGCAGUGGUUUUUAAACCUGGCCAUUGCGGAUCUGCUGUGCUGCUUGUCGUUGCCUCUCCUCAUGGUCCCGCUCGCCCAGGACCAACACUGGCCUUUUGGCGAUUUGGCUUGCAAAAUACUCAAAGGUCUGUUCUACACGAUGAUGUACUGCAGCGUUCUGCUCCUGGUUGUGAUCAGCUUGGACCGUUUCCUACUGGUGACCAAACCGGUGUGGUGCCAGAACCACAGGCAUCCGAGGCAGGCCCGGGCCGUCUGUUUCGUCGUCUGGAUUCUCGCUCUCCUUGGAGGUUCUCCUCAAUUUGCUUUGAUGGAGGCAUAUGAAGUGGGCGGGACUAAAAUAUUGUGCGAUAGCUUCCACAGUAGCUUAAGUCACGCAUGGGCCGUAUUCCUUACACGCAGUUUUCUGUCUUUUCUGCUGCCUUUCCUGAUCAUCUGCGCCAGCCAUUGGAAGGUUUACCACAUGACGAGCUCCGGGAGACAGAGAGGCAGCGACAAGUCGGCCCGCACGCUGCGCGUCAUCCUGGCGUUGGUGCUCAGCUUCUUCCUAUGCUGGUUUCCCCUUCAGAUCGUGGAUCUUCUGGAGUUGGCGACGUACGGACAGUUAGAAAGCCAACGCCUUGAAGCCAACCUGCGUCUGGCCCAUGUGCUGGCGGUCUGUUUGGGUUACGUGAACAGCUGCCUGAACCCGCUGCUCUACGUGUGCCUCGGCCGCGGCUUCAAGGACAGUCUGAUUAGCUCUCUGAGGAGUGUGCUCCACUUCGCAUCCGAGGCUCCGGCCAGUCGAAUCAGCAUGACCGCAAACAGUAAGUCCACCACAGACGGCGUGCUCAGAGAGAAGCCGGUAUGAAAUCACAAGUGCAUCUAUAAACCCUGGUCUUCAAAUACUGCCUGCCGGAAUCAUUUCUAGACUUAUUUAUUUCUAUUUGUCCAACUACACAUGCUACACAACAAAGAUGUACAACAUUGGUAACCAAAUCAGUCUAUUAUGUUAAAGGAGCAGUUCACUUUAAAAAAAAACUUUUGCUGAUAAUUUACUCACCCCCAUGUCAUCCAAGAUGUCCACGUCUUUCUUUCUUCAGUCGAAAAGAAAUUAAGGUUUUUGAUGAAAACAUUCCAGGAUUUUUCCCCAUAUAAUGGACUUCAAUGGGAACCAAACGAUUCAAGGUCCAAAAGACAGUUUCAGUGCAAACUGGGCUUUAAACGAUUUCAGACGAUGAAUAAGGGUCUUAUCAAGCGAAACGAUU